AUGGGGAGAAAGCCAUGCUGUGCAAAGGAAGGGCUCAACAGAGGGGCAUGGAAUGCUCUUGAAGACCAGAUCCUUGUGUCCUACAUCAACACUCAUGGAGAAGGCCUGAACCGUUGCGGGAAGAGCUGCCGCCUGCGGUGGCUCAACUACCUGCGGCCUGACAUUAAGCGGGGCAACAUAUCCGUCGACGAGGAGGAACUCAUCAUCAGGCUCCACAAACUCCUCGGCAACAGGUGGUCUCUGAUCGCAGGGAGACUGCCAGGGCGAACAGAUAAUGAAAUCAAGAACUACUGGAAUUCAACCUUGGGCAAGAGAGUCGUCGGAGCCUCAUGCAAACCGAAAGGCAACGACGGCCUUACCCCCGACUCCGAUCCAUCACCGGAGGCAGCAAGAACAGGAGCAGCUGCUGCUGGUCUAGACAAGAAUAUGGCCAUCAUCCAGACCAAGGCCCAGAGGUGCACCCGGACAUUCUUCCAUUACCAUCAAGCACUUGAACCCCAGCCUCCAUCUCCGCCACCGCCGCCGCCGCCACAAGCACUGCUUACUUAUUCGCAGCAGCUCCACCAUCUGCUGACAUCUAAUAAUUGUUCUUCUUCACUAGUAGCGCAAGAGGAGGGGAUCGUCGCAGGAGGAAGAGAAUUGGUAGAGGAGGCAUGCUUGGCCAUGGCGUCUGACGACGCUGACUUCGUCUCCUCACAAGGACCGAGCGAGAACUUCCUCGACGCCGACUUCGACCUAUCUUACAUGGACUUUCUUCUUGAUCAAACGGAGGAGGAGUACUGGACGAACGUGCUGGACAUGUAGCAAACAUUUUUCACCACAAAUUCCACUAGCUAUAUUUUCAAUAAAAUCAAAACCGACCAUGUACAAGGAAGAAGGCCAGGAAAUAAAAUAAAGAAAAAAUAUCCCUCCCAACUGUGAGGAUUUAAUGA
Molecule: messenger RNA, 932 nt
Organism: Zingiber officinale
Lineage: Eukaryota; Viridiplantae; Streptophyta; Magnoliopsida; Zingiberales; Zingiberaceae
Product: transcription factor MYB1-like
Exons: 3
Coding region: 1-804 (267 amino acids)
Source: RefSeq, a predicted model, not a curated record